GGCGGUGAUUUGUGUUGCUACAUCACCAGCUUUCGUUGUUCGGCUGCAAACUGGAAAGUCCCCUUCAGACUGAGAGGUUCGUGUCAGGAAAACUGCUGUUAGCGUUGUAAUUUGCAAUGAGGGGUAUUGAAUUUUCCUUCCCUUCGAUGCGUCAAUAAACAUACAAUUCUAGCUGGCUGUUUCAGCUCUGAAUUUAUUUAUUUUUAGCUAAGCGAUUAGAUCUUCCCUUUCGAAUGCUAGCUGGUGUUAGCAGGCUAGCUCUUUGUGUGGCUAGCAGCUAGCCGAGCGAUGUUUUGCUGUUGUUAAACUGAGCAGCCCUCCUGUCGUCUGGGAAGGAGAAUCAUCAGCUGUGUAUGGAAAAAACGCCCCAUCGACGCCUUUUUCUCCUCUCCCAUUGUCUGUGAAAGUGACCCUUGAAAUUAGUAAAGCGAAGACGACAGAGGGGAGAGUUUGAUUGAAGAGGGAGGAGAUGGGAAACUGUCUGAAAUCUCCCACAUCGGAUGACAUUUCUUUGCUACAUGAGUCUCAGUCGGACCGGGCCAGCUACGGAGAUGGUGCUGAUCCCGAUCAGGAGCCACCGCCCCCCUAUCAGGAGCAAAUCCAUGUGCCUGUCUACCAUCCAACGCCCAGUCAAACCCGACUGGUCACUCAGCUGACCGAAGAGGAGCAGAUCCGAAUCGCUCAACGCAUCGGGCUUAUCCAGCACCUCCCAAAGGGCGUGUAUGACCCGGGAAGGGAUGGAUCCGAGAAGAAGAUCAGAGAGUGUGUCAUCUGUAUGAUGGACUUUGUCUACGGAGACCCGAUCCGGUUCCUGCCCUGCAUGCACAUCUACCACAUGGACUGUAUCGAUGACUGGCUGAUGAGAUCCUUCACCUGCCCCUCGUGCAUGGAGCCUGUGGAUGCUGCACUGCUUUCCUCCUACGAGACCAACUGACACAAAACCCUUUUGGACUAAACUGGACAUGCACAAACACAUGUAUACCCUGACACAUACACGGACAUGAAUUAUGCAUAAAAAUGAAAAUACACACAAGACUUCCAUCUUUGCUGUAUCCUGGAUUAGUAAGAUGGCGAUUAUAAAAGCAGUGAUUAUGUUAAAGAUGUACAAUGAAUUCUGUGUGGGUGUGCGUAAGUGUUUGUCUAUUUGUGUGUGCACAAUUUCCUCAGUUGGCCUGCUGGACAGGAUUACAUCUGGGAAAGGACUGGAAGAAUGAAGGGUUUUUUGUGGUAUGGACAAGCAGGAAGAAGCUGCACUGAGGAAAGACGACAGAGAGGGUGGUGGAAUGCACAGGGGUGUUGUAACAGGACAUCGAAGGCAAUGGAUGGUGGAUUCGUCGUCGUUACGGUUCAAAAACUUUAUCAAGGUUUGGUUUUAAAUUUGCGAUACACGCACCUUCUUCCUCAACUUUAGGCGCCAUGAUUGGAAUAAGCCUGAGAGAGACUGCAGGACUGCUCACACCUGAUUACUGUAACGCCACGCUGCAGGACGGAGGAGAGAGGACUUCCGAAUCCUUCAGAGAUGCUGCCAGAUGCCUCUCUCAGUCAAAACUGCUGCAAAAGAACUUUUGCAGAAGCAGAUAUGUGAUUUUAAAAGACUGCCAGAGAUGGACAUCAGACUUUAGACUGCUAACUUAUGAUUUAUUCUGCACACAUACCAGAGGCCUGUUCUCAGACGGGCCUCGGGUCGUCUCUGUACAGACGUUUCCUGAGAAAAGUGAGAUCAGUUGCUCGGUGGAUUCACUGUCCGGUGACUUUGUGAAAUCUGUUUGUUUUGUCAGUCAGCAUAAGGGCUCUGUUAACCAGUGUUUACCACCAACACAGACAUGACUAAAGGAAGUGCAGUGUGUGCUGAUGUAAUGGGCUGUGGUUUUGCUGUUAAGGUCUUGACUUCUUAUUCAAUGAGAUGUCACAUUAUUGGCCAAAGCACAAGUAGACCAGUUAACAAACCAUAAAUACACACUAGAUAUUUGCACUUCCUAAUCAGACCAGAGACAAGAGGACCACAUGCAGUUGUAAUUAUGUGAAUGUAAAGUAUCUGAUUUGCUUUAUGUGCAUCCUCAUUACCACUGCAGUGAUUUGUAAUGAAAGCCACUGUCUCUGUGGAGCGGGAGCAGAGUACUUAAUUUAUUACAGACAUUAACCAAACUACUGAAUUAAUUCCAAGGAUUGUGUCCCUGUUCUUUGUGCUGAAGACAAAAUUAAAACAUAAACAAGGUUGGGCUUUUUUAAUGUGCUUGGAAAAUCAACUUCCUGUCCUGAAAGAGUGUGAUGUGGUCAUAAUGAUGGAGUAUACGGUUAUGUUUGGUUUCAGUUUAGAAAUGUUCGGUUUCUAUGCAUUUGUAUUCUCAUUUUCUUGGCAUCGAGUUGAGUCCUCUGUACAGGAUUUCUUUGCCACAUUAUAAAAUGUCCAUUGCCCAAGUCACCAGGUUUACAAUAAAAGCACAAAGAAAUACAACAUUUUCUUUGAUAGUGUCCUUUCCCAGCUAACGUUAGCAUGUGAGUGAGUCUGUAAAUGUAAAUCCUGCAGAAAAUGGUCAAUAUUUAAGCUCCCCUUGCAUACAGAUCUCUGUGAUCUGUGAACGCUUUUCAAGGCCCUUUGUGUUUUGCAAAGUUUGGUUGGUGGGCAGGUCGGUGGCAGUCAGUACCUUAGUUUUUGCACAGUACUCUCAUGUACUUAACUCUUUAUGUUGUAAAUUGUCCAUCAUUAAGGUGGGACUCCAUGGCCUUAGGUUACACAUAAGUGAGGGGUUGAUAUCUGUUGCCAAAAUGUGAGCACAGGCGGUAAUAGGCAGACUGCUUAGACUGGAAAUGCUGCUGCUGAGCUGUCACAUGUCAUGUAAUGAACUCUACAGGAGGUGUAUCAGAAAAUGUCCCAGUACAUUGUCACAAACUAAUAAAUGAACUGUGUGUGUAUCGUG
This is a messenger RNA of Oreochromis niloticus (Nile tilapia), 2918 nucleotides long. It is a transcript of the gene rnf11b, whose product is annotated as ring finger protein 11b. Gene Ontology annotation, molecular function: ubiquitin protein ligase activity. The transcript is spliced from 3 exons. Lineage: Eukaryota; Metazoa; Chordata; Actinopteri; Cichliformes; Cichlidae. Gene Ontology annotation, cellular component: ubiquitin ligase complex. The record is from RefSeq and is a predicted model, not a curated record. The coding region runs from base 470 to 934 and encodes 154 amino acids. Gene Ontology annotation, biological process: ubiquitin-dependent protein catabolic process.